Molecule: messenger RNA, 3276 nt
Organism: Echinococcus granulosus
Lineage: Eukaryota; Metazoa; Platyhelminthes; Cestoda; Cyclophyllidea; Taeniidae
Product: Septin-5
Exons: 20
Coding region: 1-3276 (1091 amino acids)
Biological process (GO): regulation of exocytosis; cytoskeleton-dependent cytokinesis
Cellular component (GO): microtubule cytoskeleton; septin ring; cell division site
Molecular function (GO): molecular adaptor activity; GTP binding; GTPase activity
Source: RefSeq, a predicted model, not a curated record
AUGGCCUCGAUCCCUAGGUUCAAUGUAACUGGACGUUAUCGAGAAAGUGAACAAUCUUCCACCAAAAAUGGCAGUCGUUUUUUUGCAGGGGGUGAUCCUGCUAACACGAAUCUGACCCGAAAUGAGGAAAGUAAAAGUCGUCCCACUACAGCAGGCUCACAGCCCGAUGAGGACGGCAAACUGGGAUUUGCAAACAUCCCAGAUCAAAUGCAUCGCAAAGCUGUGAAGAAGGGAUUUAAUUUCACUCUCAUGAUUGCUGGUGAAAGCGGUCUGGGCAAGGCCACUCUGGUAAACAGUCUCUUCAUGCAGGACCUUUACAAAGACAGGGAGCCAGUCGACGCCAACGAGAUGAUCAAGAAGGUGACCAAAAUCGAGAAACGUCAAAUUGAGUUGGACGAACGGGGUGUCAAACUGCGUCUGACCAUCGUCGACACACCCGGUUUCAAUGAUGCCGUCAACGCGGAAGAGUGUUGGAAGCCAAUCGAGGAUUACAUCGAUAGCACAUUCGAGCAAUACUUCAAAGAUGAGUGUGGUUUAAACCGCAAGAAUAUCCAGGACAAUCGUGUUCAUUGCUGUCUCUACUUCAUCUCACCUUACGGCCACGGCUUGCGUCAGGUGGACGUGGAGUUCAUGCGACGCCUGCAAAACAAGGUGAACAUCGUCCCCGUGAUUGCCAAAGCGGACGCACUCACUGCCAGCGAGUUGCGUGCCCUCAAGGAACGCAUCAUGUCCGAUCUGAACCGAUACAAAAUAGACAUCUACCGUCUUCCCGAGUGCGACUCUGAUGAGGAGGAAGAGAUCAAACGGUUGGACAAGGAAAUUAAGGCGGUCCUGCCGUUUGCGGUGAUUGGAAGCAACUGCGUGAUAGAGGGUGAGGGAGGUAAGCGUGUGCGCGGCCGACAGUACCCUUGGGGUGUGGUGGAAGUGGAGAAUCCCAAGCACUGCGACUUCACGAAAUUGCGGAUCUUUCUCCUCAAGACGCAUAUGCAAGACCUGAAGGAUAUGACUUUGGAGGUGCACUAUGAGAACUACCGUGCCAAGUACAUCACUGAGCGGAUGUCACGAAGGCAGACAGAUCGGCGAGAGGGCAUGGGUGCGCCCCGUGUUGAUCGUGAAAAUGGACCUGGUUUUGAGGCCCUCAUGAGUGCCGAUUGUCUGCUUCGUCAGAAGGAAGAUGAACUACAGCGAAUGAGCGCCAAGAGUCUUGAUCAGAUGGCACGUGGUAAGCCGUCUGAUGGUCUGCUCGCUAACCACAAUGCAACAGGCAUGGCCACCAAUGGGGGCACUGGGCUAACUGGUCGUAGUUCCUCUACUGCAGCUGCUAGCGCAACGCCUGGUCCGGGUGCCCUGCCUCCCAAAGCCAGUCUCUCGGCACGUGCACCUUUACGCAAUUGGUUGACGCUCCUGAAACCUCGUGUGAUUAUCUGCGUGAGUAGCCCACAUUCGACGUUUGACAAUAACAUGAGGACGAUGGGGGCGCUGGUUCUUCUGUUCUGCCUUCUUGUGACCAUUGGAACGUCCACUGCGAUCAGUCCGUCUGAACGAACAGUGUGUGUGGUUGCCUCCGAGGCAAGCGAUGGCACCUACGAUUUCUCCCUGGAGUCUGAAACUUUCCACAUGCGGACACCAGGCUACGAUUUCCUCAUUCCCGCAGCUUCCUGGUUCAAUCAGUCUGUGGAUGAUGUGGGAAUGGCCUUCCAAACAGUCAAAACUUCGGGAGAAUUCGAGGACAAAAUACAAGCCUAUUGGGCGGGCUUCCUCGAACUCUAUAUCUCGAGGGAUGUAACCUAUGCCCAACUUGAAAAUACUUUUGGCGGCUUUUGCAAGGACAACUCAUCCGCUUGUCAAGAGCUUGAGGAGUACUUAAGACGCAAUCUGGAGAUGACUAUCAAGAGGAGCCUUCAGUCCGGCGAUAUUGAUCCCUACUGGCAUCAGGCAGGCCUAUUUAUCCCUUCCUUACUAUUAAUUGGAAAUUUCGUUUUAUUGCCCUCUCCUUCUUCGUCCUUUCAACCACAGAUGGAGCUUGUGCUCUGGCAAAUGCGUGGUAUUCAAGAUGCUUGGAACAACAUUACGAUAAACAACUCGAAAUUCCUCACAACCGACUACUUGAUGCAUCUCUUGGAUGACGUCUUCGACAUUCACCUUCUGCAGCUGGCAGUCGACAUGGGGGACGUCAGCGCAGCCUUGGGCCUGUACGAGGCCCUGGAGGAGGGGCCGAAUGGCAAGCACUAUUUUACAAGCCGACCUAGCUGCUCCGCCCUCGUGAAGCUUGCGCCCGACCACAAGGACAUCUUCAUCUCUCAUGACACCUGGCGAGACUAUGAGGGUAUGCUGAAGGUAGUGAAAUACUACGAAUUUGCCUGGAGGCUCACUCGCGAUCCCAGCUCACCAGUGAUCCCAGCAGAUAAAAUCCUUUUUUCAUCGUACCCAUCAACAAUCAAUUCAAUUGACGAUUUCUACGUGACAAGCACUGGGUUGGUCAUUCAAGAGACAACAAACGGUAACGAGAAUCCAAAUUUGUGGCCCUUUGUACGCCAUGGCCUCAACAGCACCGUGUUGGGGGCCUUUCGUGUCAUGAUUGCGACUCGUCUUGCACGCACUCCGAGUGAGUGGAUCGGCUUCUUUGCACGGGAGAACAGCGGAACAUACAACAAUCAGUGGAUGGUGAUCGACACAAAAUUAUUUGACCCAUCGAAGCCCCUUCCGGAAAAAGACCUCUUCUGGGUGGCGGAACAAAUACCGUACUUUAAGUUCAUUCACGAGAUCUCAGGUUUUGAUGAUCUGGAGAAGAAAUUUGGGGAAUGCUUUUCCUACGAAAUGACGCCUCGGGCUCAAAUUUUCAGACGCAACCACUCGACGGCAGUAUCGUUGCCAAGUGUCUACCGCCUAAUGAGGUUCAAUGACUUCACGCACGAUCCGCUGUCGCAUUGCAACUGCACGCCACCUUACACUGCGCAGUACGCUAUCUCGGCCCGAAGCGAUCUCAACGACCCCAACGGCGUUUAUCCCUUCCCUCUCCUCGUCUACCGUCUUCACGGCGCUACUGACGUCAAACUCGUCAACCUGGAACUGGCCAGAUCGCUGAGCAUGAUAGCAGUGGCUGGGCCGACCUAUGAUCAGGUGCCGGUGUUUGAUUGGUCCCGGUUGAGGCCGGAAAGGCCGCGACCCCUGAUGCAUCCUGAGCGUUGGGCCUUCCCUCUGGUGGUCAUCCAGGUGGAGAACAACCACAACCAGUGGAUGCAACCUUACCUACGAACUUGGACCAUGGCACCGUAG